CUACGCCCCCCGCCAGCCAUCACCGGCAAUCAUGCACGCCUACGCCCCCCCUUUGCACUCCUGCGCCCCUACUUCCUGCACUCCUACGCCCCCCUCGCACACCUCCUGCACCAAGCCCGCCUCCCCUCUUCUGCAACCUUCUUUGCCCUGCUGCGCCUCCUGCACUCUGCGCCCCCAAUCCUGUGCCUCUGCACUCUUGCUUGCUAUAGCCCUGUCCUUGCCUCACCUACAGAAAAAACAGCGAAUACCAGACAAAAUCGCCAUCAUCUUCGUCUUCUGCUUUUGCUACAGAGAUCAGUGAUUGACGGAAGAAGUUUUUAUUUUAUUUUUUGGGUAUAUAUAUAGAAAAAUUCAGAUCAAGGAAAUGGGGGGUCCUUUGUUGAUUUUGGGUCUGGUUUUGGGAGUCUCCUUCUGAGUUUUCGAAGAACAGUAGAAGGGGAUUUCAUAGGGAAGAAAGGGGGCAACAACGGUGGUUGAGAGGAAGGACUGCACAAGCAUUUUGAAGGGGACUAGAGUCUUCUUCUGCUCUCGGCCUUCCUUCUUUCCUUCUGGUUUUUAUUUCGGUUAUUUUUCCUUUUGGAUAUUCUGCAAAGUUCUAAAAAAAAAGGGAAAGGAUUUCUGUUUUGGGGCAACGGUUGAAAGAAGGAUCGUUGAGUUUCCAGUGAAAGCACAUUUUCUGGGUUGAUUCCUCUUAGGUAAAUUUUCUUAUCAGAGAAAGUUUUGGGAAGAGUAGUGAGGGAGACGGUUGGAGUUUGAUCCCGUGGGUGGGAUUCCUCCCUCCUAUCUCGAUCUGUUCUUUUCAAAAACUUUCGCUAUGUUUGUCUCAAUUUCGUUAGAUUUCAUGUGCUAGAAUUGUAUUAGAUGAUGACAUUAUGAAUAAAAUCAAUCAAGCAUG
Molecule: messenger RNA, 895 nt
Organism: Rubroshorea leprosula
Lineage: Eukaryota; Viridiplantae; Streptophyta; Magnoliopsida; Malvales; Dipterocarpaceae
Source: the annotation of a GenBank genome assembly